AUGAUGAUGAAAGCAGUAACAAAGAUAGUAAUAACUGUGAAAAUGAAAAUGAUAUUGAAUUUAAUAAAAAUGAAAAACAAAUCAGCCAAGAUGAGGAUAUCGAUUAUAGUGAUACCGAAUAUGAAGAUUCUUUAAAUAAUAGUUCAGAAAAUGAAUGUGAUUCUAUUCAAGAGCUAUUUACUUAA
Molecule: messenger RNA, 185 nt
Organism: Racocetra persica
Lineage: Eukaryota; Fungi; Glomeromycota; Glomeromycetes; Diversisporales; Gigasporaceae
Source: the annotation of a GenBank genome assembly